Messenger RNA from Blepharisma stoltei, 981 nucleotides. NCBI's taxonomy places the organism in Eukaryota, Ciliophora, Heterotrichea, Heterotrichida, Blepharismidae. The record is from the annotation of a GenBank genome assembly.
AUGGAUAAAGAUAGCAAUCCUUUAGAGACAGAUCACGACUUAGAAGAGAUCAAUGAACUCAUGUAACCCUUACGCAGCAAAAACUUAGAAGAGCAGCGCAGCAAUUAUGAAAAACAAGGCGAGUUCUUAGAAGCAGAAAAAACCCACCAAAGGAUUCUCCAGCUCAAGCGUGACCACAAGGAUCGUCGUGAAGCCAAGCUUCUUGACCGUCAAAACAAAGCCUUAGAAGAGCUCGACAACACCUUUAACGAAGAAUUCAAAAAUUUUAACGAUGACUGGGAUUCUCGCAUGGAGAAGUAUCGUGAAGAAUGCAAAGAGCUUGAGAACCAGCUGAAGCAGAAGCAGGAAAACGAGUACGAGACCACUAAAAAGUCCUUAGAAGACUCCAUCCCUAUCAUCCCUAAGCAUUCUUCUGAAUUCUUGAACCUCAAAAGAAUCCAAGACACCUUGGUUACCAAGCACGAAUACGUGGAAGCCCACGCAAUUCAGCAACAAAUGAUAGAGCUAGAAGAAAAGGAAAAGGAAAAUUGGGGCCAAGAUAGAGACAGCCAAAUUAAACAAGGUUUAGCAGCCCUGCAAAAGAGGCAGGAUAAUGAAUUGCAAGCAUUUAGGCAAAAAGCGAAAAAUGGUUUUGACGAGAUGAAGAAAACCAAGGCAGUGGAAAUGGAAAGUUUGCUUAAAAAAUACCAAAAUAUCAAAAAAGAAAUGCAAAACGCCCAUAGGAGAGAGAAAAAUAGGUUUGAUGGAAAGCAUACAACUGGGUCAGGGAUUUUUAUUUCUGAGACCACAGGGACUAAAAGUGUGUUUUCUGGGAGGGCGACUUUUUCAGGGAGGUCUCAAAGUGGAACUUUUUCAAUGAGACCUCAGAGUGCAACAAGCCGCAGCUUUGAACCUAAAGAAAUUAUUCUGGUUUAUAAGAAUAAAUUUAAAUAAAAUAUUAUUUGCAUUUAAAUAUGUAUUUAUAUAGAAGAGAUUAGUUAA